AUGGACUUCAAUUUUGACCGCCUCCAGCCCUGUGAAGACCCCUUCUACGGCAUCGUGCCCAGUAAAGGAUCCUAUCCUAUCGGCCGAGUUGUUUUGCUAGUCACCUUUAGCACGCCCGACAACUACUGUACAGAGCACCUCACCUUCAAGGUGGACAACUUCAAAACUUCCUACCAUGCCAUCUUUGGCAGACCCAUACUCCCGAGGUUCAGGGCGAUUCCGCAUCACACCUACCUUGUCCUCAAGAUGCCGGCUCCAAACGGUGUCCUCUCCAACUACGGUGAUGUUGAGACGUCAUACAAGUGUGACACGGAGGUGGUACAGCUCGCUGAAGUCCUGGAGUACUCAGCCAAGGCCACCGCCAUGCUCGCUGAGGCUCAGAAGGUGGACCAAAACCAGCUCAUGAUCCCAGAGACGGAGCCGAUGCCCAUAGCACUGCAUCCCAAUCCGAAGGUUAAGAAGAUCUGCCUCGGCCUGGAAGACCCCUCCAAGAUGACCCUCAUAGGGUCCAACCUCUAUUCCAAAUAG
Molecule: messenger RNA, 528 nt
Organism: Setaria italica (foxtail millet)
Lineage: Eukaryota; Viridiplantae; Streptophyta; Magnoliopsida; Poales; Poaceae
Exons: 1
Coding region: 1-528 (175 amino acids)
Source: RefSeq, a predicted model, not a curated record